Molecule: messenger RNA, 2113 nt
Organism: Chelonus insularis
Lineage: Eukaryota; Metazoa; Arthropoda; Insecta; Hymenoptera; Braconidae
Gene: slgA
Product: proline dehydrogenase slgA
Exons: 11
Coding region: 98-1993 (631 amino acids)
Cellular component (GO): mitochondrion
Molecular function (GO): proline dehydrogenase activity; FAD binding
Source: RefSeq, a predicted model, not a curated record
CAAAUAUUGCCAUUAUAUUUUUUGAAUAAAAAAAAGAAGCCAUAUUAAAUAAUUUUAUAAUUAAAUAUUUCAAUAAUAUAUUAUUAUUAAGUAAAUAAUGGCGUUUUUAAGAUUAAUAACACGUCAUAGUUUAGUCAAAAAGUGUCAUAAGCAUCAAAAUAUUAAAAGUAAUUAUGUCAAUACAACAAGUGGUUUUAAUAAUAUAUCAAGAUCAGCAUCACAAUCAAGUAAAAUAUUGAAUGAAGAAUCAUCAACAACGGUGACUAUGACACCGACCAAUAAUACCAAAACGGUACAGGGCAGACAAAUCGAUCCGUUGGAUUUAACAUUUAAUGAUCCUGUGGCAGCAUUCAAAAGCAAAACUAUGAAAGAAUUAUUACGUGCAUAUAUUUGUUUUCAAUUUUGUUCUAUCAAUUAUAUUGUUGAAAAUAACCUAAAGUUGAUGAAGGUGGCCCAAAAUAUCCUUGGUGAGAAAAUAUUUACCUAUUUAAUGAAGUCAACAUUUUAUGGACACUUUGUUGCUGGAGAGGAUGAAGUUAGUAUUAGACCGACUUUAGAUAGAUUACGACAAUUUGGUGUUAAACCAAUUCUUGAUUAUUCUGUUGAAGAAGAUAUAUCACAGGAGGAAGCAGAAAGACGUGAAGUGCAAGCUUCAAUUUCUGAAGCUGGAGAUGAAAGGAAGGAAGGCACAAUUAAGAAAUAUCACGUGGAAAAAUCAUUUGCUGAUCGUCGAUACAAGGUGUCAUCAGCAAGGACAUAUUUUUACUUAAAUGAGGCUUCGUGUGAACGGAAUAUGGAUAUAUUUAUAAAAUGUAUUGAAGCCGUUUCAGAAGCUUCAAAUGGUAUGGGUAUUAUUGCCAUUAAAUUAACCGCUCUUGGACGACCACAAUUAUUACUUCAACUAUCAGAAGUAAUUAUGCGAGCACGUCAAUAUAUGACUGAUGUCGUUGGUGGUGAAGGGGCUGUUCUAGCUCAUCAUACAUCACCAGAUGAUUUAAAAAAGAAAUUAGAAAAAGUUCAAAUUAAAGAUGCCAUACCAGUAAAGAAAUUUUUAGAAAAAAUUCAAUCGGAUAAAGAAGGAGUAAUCCAUUUGUUUCCAUGGAGUGGAAUAAUUGAUGAAAACUAUGAAUUAAGUGAGACAUUUCAAGUUCCGGACAUUCGUACGGGAAAAAUGGUUAGAUUAAUGACGCAAUUGACACGUAAAGAAGAAGAAAUGUUUCGCAAUAUGAUUAGAAGAUUGAAUAACAUUGCAACGAUUGCUGAAAAAUUGAGUGUACGUAUAAUGAUAGAUGCUGAACAGACAUACUUUCAACCGGCGAUAUCACGAUUAACAUUAGAAAUGAUGCGAAAAUACAAUACACACAAGGCUGUCGUGUUCAACACCUACCAGACUUAUCUCAAGGAUACCUUUGAUGAAGUCAAAUCUGAUCUCGAGCAGGCUGAACGGCAAAAUUUUUACUUUGGUGCUAAAAUCGUUCGGGGAGCUUACAUAGAACAGGAACGAGCUAGAGCAGCAGCUAUGGGUUAUCCAGACCCAACAAAUCCAACAUAUGAAGCUACUACUGAAUCUUAUCAUCGCACUUUCAUGGAAUGCUUGAAGAAAAUGAAGCAGUAUAAAGACCGUGGUGAAGACCCGAAAAAACUGGCUAUCAUGGUGGCAUCUCAUAAUGAAGAUACCGUUCGAUUUGCUAUUAAAAAAAUGAAAGAAAUCGGUAUUUCUCCAGAAGAUAAAGUGAUAUGUUUUGGACAAUUACUUGGAAUGUGUGACCAUGUGACAUUUCCGUUAGGUCAAUCGGGUUACUCUGUAUAUAAAUACAUACCUUAUGGUCCAGUGAAAGAAGUUUUACCUUAUUUAUCACGACGUGCUCAUGAAAAUAGUGGAAUUCUUAAAAAAGUGAAAAAAGAAAAGAAAUUGUUGAUGACAGAAAUACUAAGGCGAUUAAAAACAGGUCAAUUGUUUUAUCGGCCAAAAGGCAAUUAUACCCCUGUAUAAAUUUCUGUAAGAAAAAUAAAAAUAUUUACAAAUCAGUGGCAAUGAGACAAUAAACUAUUUAUAUUAACAUAUUUAAAUAACUAAAAUUAAAUCAAAUUAAAAUUAAAAUGUGUUUGUGAA